AUGCCCCAACGAAAACAAGGUCAAAACAAGUUUGCGAAAGCAAAUGAAAAGUCGGUACAAAAUGAUGAAGACGAACUGCGACGUCUGCAUGUUGAGGUUUCAACUGAUCAGAUGCUCAAAGCUCAGUGGACAUUCUCUUCAACUGUCCUACCCGCUACUUUGCCGCUAAAAAAGACCGAGGGCGUUCGAAAUAUCCUGAUUUCCUCCGCCUUGCCUUAUGUUAACAAUGUUCCGCAUUUGGGAAAUCUAAUUGGUUCCUUACUGAGCGCAAACAUUUUUGCACUAUACUGUCAGACUGCAGGCUACAAUGUACUCUCCAUUUGCGGUACAGACGAGUAUGGAACCGCCACUGAAGCGAGAGCCCAGGCUGAGGGUCUGACUCCUCAGCAAAUAACCGAUAAGUACCACAAGUUACAUUGCCAAGUUUACGACUGGUUUGACAUCCAUUUUGACUACUUUGGAAGGACUUCGACACCUGUUCAUACUGAAAUUACACAGGAAAUAUUCUGGGACCUCUACAAUAAUGGCUUCGUCACUGAAGCCUCUGUGGAGCAGCUGUUUUGUGAGAAGUGUGAAAAAUUUCUAGCUGACAGAUUUGUGGAGGGUGUGUGUCCCUUCUGCAAGGCAGAAGAUGCGAGGGGUGACCAGUGCGACACUUGCGGCAAACUUAUAAAUGCUGUCGAGUUAAUCAAACCGCAAUGCAUUACUUGCCGCAGUUACCCCACGGUUCGCUCCUCCAACCACCUCUUCCUCGAUCUUCCUAAGCUGGAGGAGAAAGUUGAUGUCUUCUUCACUGAGAGCGUGGAGGAUCCUAACUGCAAAUGGACCCAAGUAGCGCAGUCUAUCGCUCGCACCUGGCUUCGCGAUGGCUUCAAGAAGCGCUGCAUCACCCGUGAUCUCAAGUGGGGCGUACCAGUGCCUCUGCUCAAUUUCAAAAACAAAGUUUUCUACGUGUGGUUUGACGCCCCCAUCGGGUACAUCUCGAUCACGGCAAACUACACGAGGGACUGGCGUCAGUGGUGGCUGCCGUCGGAGGAUGUGGCGCCGGUGGAGUAUUUCCAAUUCAUGGCAAAGGACAACGUUCUUUUCCACUCCGCCAUCUUUCCUGCCUGCCUUCUGGGUAGUGGCAAGAAGUUCACUUUAGUGAAACACAUCAUUGCCACAGAAUACCUUAACUAUGAAGGAAAGAAGUUUUCUAAGAGUCGAGGAGUCGGUGUGUUCGGAAAUAACGCAGAAGACAGCGGUAUUGAGUCCAACAUUUGGCGUUUCUACUUAGCCUACAUUCGUCCCGAAACCCAGGACAGCACCUUUUCUUGGGAGGACUUUGCUCUCAAAAACAACAGCGAAUUGCUAAACAACCUCGGCAACUUUAUCAAUAGACCUCUGAUGUUCGUGAUGAAGUUCUUUAACUCUACCGUACCGAGCAUGAAGAGCCUUCAACCGGACGACGUGACCUUCCUGGCUCGGGUGAACAGUAUUCUGCACGAGUAUAUCAGCCACAUGGAAAAUUGUCGUUUGCGUGAGGGCAUUCGCUCGGUCCUCGGUAUCUCUCGGCUCGGCAACGGCUACCUACAGGUUCAGAGGCCCUGGGUCCUCUAUAAGUCCUCCGACACCAUCCAGCGAGCCGGCGUGGUGACUGGAAUAAGCAGUAACAUCGCCGCGCUAUUAGGCAUCCUCCUACGUCCUUUCAUGCCCACCAUUGGAGAAGAGAUUUUCGCACAGUGCAAACUACCCUCCGAGCGCCGCAGUCUCGCACCCAUGGUCACCAACGGUGGUCACAUCAUCUGCCUUCUGCCUGAGGGACAUGUAAUUGGCGAGCUCUUCGUCGAAUGCAGGAGGCUUCAAAAGCGCACCAAUCUGCUGGCUGAGGUGGAAACACCUCAAACCGAGUUGCUACCGCUGCAGGUACAGGCUCUGCGACGCUCAAUUGGGAUCCUCAAGCGCCGUUUGAGUAGUCUCUGCCACACUUGUGGCUGCAUUAAGCCGAUUAGGACAAAACACUGCAGCCUCUGCAACCGUUGUGUGAAAGUGAUGGAUCACCACUGUCCUGUGACUGACAACUGUGUGGGACAGGACAAUCGAGUAUGGUUCCUUCUGACUAGUAUUAUGGUCACGAUCGUGAGUAGCUGGAUUGGAUGGCUGGCAGUAAGGUACUGGCAAAAGGCUGAUUCAACUAGUCUUUAUGAGAUAAUGACGCUGGUGCUCCUCUCCAUUGGCUGGAUGUUCGGUCUUAAUGCGUGCUUCAUGACGAUAAGCAGUGCUAUUUUCAACAUGACGACAAAUGAGCUGACAAACUGGCGAAGAUAUGAGCACUUUGGGACCGCAAAAACGGGAUUUAGAAAUCCCUUUAAUCAGGGUUAUUGGAGCAACGUAGUGGAGUUUUUUCGUCCCCGUCACUACGAGACGGAGCGUGAGCUCUACAAACACAGUGCAACGGAUGGAGGGAGGUAUCCGUUUGUUGUUUGA
Echinococcus granulosus is the source of this 2466-nucleotide messenger RNA. Its product is annotated as Methionyl-tRNA synthetase, cytoplasmic. NCBI's taxonomy places the organism in Eukaryota, Metazoa, Platyhelminthes, Cestoda, Cyclophyllidea, Taeniidae. The record is from RefSeq and is a predicted model, not a curated record. The transcript has 12 exons. Bases 1 to 2466 code for a protein of 821 amino acids. Gene Ontology annotation, cellular component: aminoacyl-tRNA synthetase multienzyme complex; cytosol. Gene Ontology annotation, biological process: methionyl-tRNA aminoacylation. Gene Ontology annotation, molecular function: ATP binding; palmitoyltransferase activity; methionine-tRNA ligase activity.